GGCAGCGCCCACUAGACAUAUGUAUGUGCAUACGUAUACUUCCUGCGCCACAACUGGGACCUGUAUAGGACCUAGGACAGCCUAUAUAAAGCCUGUUAUCUGUCAAUUCGGCACACAAGCCCUAGUGCUAGCAGUGAAGUACUGUGUUAGAUUAGAAACAAUAGCAAAAUGUUUGCCAAGAUUGUUCUCGCUUGUGCGUUGGUGUGUGUGGCCAGUGCUGGCCUCAUAGCUCCACAUGGAGGCCUCCUUGGAGCUGGGUUAGCUGGACCAUACGGCCAUGGACUUGCCGCUCCCGCUUAUGGUCUUGGAUUAGGACAUGGUGGUCUUGUUGCCCACGGCGCUCCUUUCCUGCGAGCACCGAUCGCGCCCAUCGCUCACGCCGCCGCCCCUGUUGAGGUCUAUUCCCACCCCCGCUACACCUUCAACUACGGCGUUGCUGAUGGCCACACUGGCGAUCAGAAGAGCCAAUGGGAAGCACGUGAUGGAGACGUGGUCAAGGGACAAUAUUCCUUGGUUGAACCUGACGGCACUGUUCGCACUGUCAACUACUCUGCUGAUGACCACAAUGGAUUCAAUGCCGUCGUAAGCAGACAAGGUCACGCCGCGCAUCCCGCCGCCGCCCCCGUCGUGGUGGGCCAUGGUUUGGCGCAUGGACAUCUACUAGGCUAAACCAAUAACACCUCCCGCGAUACACCAACACGACAUCUAUUUAUUAUAUACGUAUUGUAGGUUACACAAUGGUAUGGGACAUUUUAAAGCAAUGCUUCACAGUCCAUGUAAAAGUUUUAGUUUGAGUUAGAACACCAAUUUGAAUUUAGAAGACGGUCCUAAAGGCUUGGGAGUGGAAAAAAAGAUGAGAUAGCCACAUGCGAUUGGUAAUUGGCUAUUCUUGGACUGUGUAAGAGGCUCGACGUUUCAUAAUGUGUAUAACUUUGGGACUACAUGGCCCUAUUCAUAUCUUUUUCCUGAAACGCUACUACGACUGCUGUUGUAUUAUAAUUUCUUAGUGUAAGUCCUUCAGGUUUUCAGACUUUUUAAUACAUUUUAUGAAACGUCUGAUAUAACGCCUGUGAGGUGCUAGC
This is a messenger RNA of Amyelois transitella, 1082 nucleotides long. RefSeq names its product cuticle protein 7-like. The transcript is spliced from 5 exons. Bases 169 to 669 code for a protein of 166 amino acids. NCBI's taxonomy places the organism in Eukaryota, Metazoa, Arthropoda, Insecta, Lepidoptera, Pyralidae. Gene Ontology annotation, cellular component: extracellular matrix. The record is from RefSeq and is a predicted model, not a curated record.